Molecule: messenger RNA, 1294 nt
Organism: Pocillopora damicornis (cauliflower coral)
Lineage: Eukaryota; Metazoa; Cnidaria; Anthozoa; Scleractinia; Pocilloporidae
Product: cyclin-dependent kinase 2-interacting protein
Source: RefSeq, a predicted model, not a curated record
CAUGGCGGCCGCUUCGCCUAAAAGGGUUAAGUCUCCUAAAACUCCCAAAACGCCAUCCAAGAAGACAAGUAUUUCAAAUUCACCAUCUCCAAGAUCAUCUCCCAGUAGAAACCUGUCAGAUGUUGCUAGAAAGGUUAGAGAUUGUUGUGCCAGGUGGCAUGAAAACGCUAAAAAUUGGUCAAAACUGAAGGAAGCGGGAUUGUCUCUGGCUAACAAGCUGGUGAACUUACAACUUCAAAAAGAAUACAGCUCGAUGGACGACAACACUACAGUUUCACCAGUUGACCACGACUCUGAUUUUAAGUUACAUGAUGAAAUUAUGAACACCUCUCAAGAACUAUCACGAAUUUAUGAUUCUUUGGCUGAUUUACGGACUAAGAUGAAAUCCUUAGAGCAGAAUUUCCAUGCCAUAGGAAACCUGAAGGCUCUUCAAAGAAAGGGGGAAAGCUCUGAUGAUCGAAUCUUCAGCACGUGGACUAUUGAGGAAUUCUGUGAUGCAUCAAAGAUACUUCUUGAUUCAUAUACCAAAGAACUUUCUUUGAAGGAGAGACUAGUAAUGGAAUUUACUCAUUGUAAGAACAGAGAUGAACUGAUGGUAUAUCUGUCACUAUGGUUACAUGAGCCACUCUUAAACGAUGAGAAUGAAUUUCUUCUAGAGAGCAUGUUGAUUGAAGCUGAUUUAAGAUAACGUCACAGUCACAAAUUCAAAAUACACUUUGUGUCAUCCUUUUGUGGCUGUCAGAGUAUAACAAUGUGAGGCACUCUUGAUGGACUUGUUGCCAUCAAGACUAAGAUGCAGGGCUGUAGUCAAGAAAUUAGCCUGCCAGCUGAAACUUCAGGAAAGGCAGCUCAGAGAUUGCAUUCAAUAGAAAGUGACUGGAAGUGGGUAACCUCAGAGGUGACUGCCCUUUCAAUUGUCCAAUCUCACUGGCAGCUAAGGCUUAGAGACAACCCAGAUGAUGUACAGCUUGUAACUAGAUAGUCACACUAUGCUUGAUAUUGUGUGAACCUUUUGAGACUAGAAGCUCAAGAAGGGAAUGAUGGUGGCAGGGAAGGAUAUCACACAAAAGAUCUUGUGUGGCAAUCAUAUGAUGUGGUAGUAAUCUUACAGCAACUACUUUUUAAGUAUAACAAUGACUUGCUUGCAAUAAGUCAUCAGUCUUUUAUGACAGGCAAGAAGUCAAUUGCUCAGAAAAAACCCUGAUUCACACUCUGUUGUAAGCAGUUUGUGGCAAGAAAAAACGAUACUAUUGUUUUAUGAAGAAUCACAAGAGAUUAAAUUUGGAACUUGUAA